GGCUCCUCGUUCCGCUCUCGCCGCCCGCCUCCCGGCCGCGAUCGAGGCGGCGCCAAUAACUGAGGGCGGGCCGCUCCUCUCUCCACCGAGCCCCCAGGCGCCUCCGCCCCGAAUCUCCCCCGCACCCCGGUUGGCCCCGCGAUGGAUUUGGAUCUGUGGAUCUCCAAAGUCAAGGAGGGCCAGCACCUCGCCGAGCACGAGCUCCAGUCCCUAUGCGAAUACGUGAAGGAGAUCCUUAUCGAAGAGUCGAACGUUCAGCCGGUGAACAGCCCCGUGACGGUGUGUGGUGACAUCCAUGGGCAGUUUCAUGACCUGAUGAAGCUAUUCGCGACCGGUGGCCACGUUCCAGAGACGAACUAUAUUUUCAUGGGUGAUUUUGUGGACCGUGGCUUCAAUAGUCUGGAGGUUUUCACCAUUCUCUUGCUACUAAAAGCAAGGUAUCCAGCUCACAUAACCCUUCUGCGUGGAAACCAUGAAAGUAGGCAGCUGACACAGGUGUAUGGUUUCUAUGAUGAGUGCCAGAGGAAGUAUGGUAAUGCCAAUGCAUGGCGGUACUGCACUGAUGUUUUUGAUUACCUUACACUUUCAGCGAUCAUUAAUGGCCAAGUCCUCUGUGUUCAUGGUGGUCUUUCUCCUGAUGUACGCACAAUUGAUCAGAUAAGAACAAUUGAUCGCAAUUGUGAAAUUCCCCAUGAAGGUCCUUUCUGCGAUCUUAUGUGGAGUGACCCUGAAGAGAUAGAGACAUGGGCUGUUAGUCCCCGUGGAGCAGGCUGGCUGUUCGGAUCACGAGUCACAGCAGAGUUCAACUUUGUUAACGGUAUUGAGCUAGUUUGCCGGGCUCACCAGCUGGUGCAGGAAGGAUUAAAGUACAUGUUUCAGGAGAAGGGCCUUGUGACUGUGUGGUCUGCACCUAAUUAUUGCUACAGAUGUGGCAAUGUAGCUUCUAUAUUAAGCUUCGAUGAGAAGAUGGAAAGAGAUGUCAAGUUCUUCACAGAGACAGAGGAGAACAACCAGAUGCGAGGCCCAAGGACCGCAGUCCCAUAUUUCCUCUGACUUCAAUUGUACAAUUUUAGAAGUCAAAUGUUUUAAUCUGUAAGGGCUAAAGAUCAACCAGAGGUUGUUUAUUGUUGUAGGUUCAGAUCAUAGUGCAAUCUGAUGCAUUUGAUUUCUCUAUUUUCUUUGACCACAUGUACAAUAGACCAUCGGGAGUGCCAUAUGUUCCUGUAUUCCUUCAGUGACGCUGUCAAGUUUUGUUUCUAAUUUAUUUCACGUGCUAUUUAUCA
This is a messenger RNA of Panicum hallii, 1283 nucleotides long. Its product is annotated as phytochrome-associated serine/threonine-protein phosphatase. Lineage: Eukaryota; Viridiplantae; Streptophyta; Magnoliopsida; Poales; Poaceae. The transcript has 10 exons. Gene Ontology annotation, biological process: peptidyl-serine dephosphorylation. The record is from RefSeq and is a predicted model, not a curated record. Bases 142 to 1053 code for a protein of 303 amino acids. Gene Ontology annotation, molecular function: protein serine/threonine phosphatase activity. Gene Ontology annotation, cellular component: cytoplasm.